AUGGCUUUGGCUCGGGCGGAGGGAAUCAUUCACGCCAAUCCGCGGGCCUCCACGGUGGAUCUCUCGGGUCUCGGCCUUGAUACGUUACUUCCGCUCUUCCCACUCCUUGCCGUCAUGCCGCGUCUAAAGUCACUUAAACUCGCACGCAAUAAACUCACAUCCCUCCCAAACGAUCUCUCAGUCAUACGACAACUGGAGUAUCUUGAUAUAUCGGAAAACCCCAUCAAUGGGUUGGAUAGCAUUAUGAGUGGGCUUUCCACUCUCGUUGUGCUUAAACACUUGUACGUUGAUCUCUCCUAUGAAAGCGAGGAGGAUGAGAUCAUUAUCUCACUGCAGUCAUUAGAAAGCUUCAACGGGACCUCGUUAACAGAGACAUUAAAUGAUGCAGAAGGAGAGGAUAGACGUGAGAGUGAUGAUGUUCAACGAUUAAAUGAUACUCCCACAGGUAUCUCAGUUCCCUCAAUGCGUAAUGAGACACCGCGACAAUCAUAUCCACAACCACAAACACAAACACAGGUACAACCACGGCCUGAUGUAUUUUCUCAUCAGUGGAGUGAUGAUGAUACAAGGAAUAUGCAAGAUCUUUACAAUCUUGUUACUGAAGCCACUAACAACGUUUCCAGUACUAGAGAAUUCAAUGCGUACGUGAUUAAUGUCGUUCAACACCUAAAUGCGUUGACAGCAGCUGAAGGAGAUGCGGCAAGUCGUGAAGGUGAAACACUUAAGGCUAAGAAGGUUCUUUACGAAUAUUGCCUUGAUGAAUUAUGUCGUGCGGCUAGAAAGAAAGAUGCCGCUCUUGGACGUGCCUUUACAACAAUUAUAAAAUCUCAAACAACUCUUCUUGAGCAAUACGACCUUCUCUGGCGCCGCAUUGCAGGUGACAAAAAUGAACGCAUUAAUGUAAUGAAGAAAGACAUGCAAGAUGCUAUUCAUGAAAUUGAGUCACUCAUGGCUCAGAUUGGCCAUACAAACAGAGGGAGCGGCAAUAUUACUUCUCCAGAAAAAGAGAUGGAAAUGCGAAUGCUGCAAGAAGAAAUUGGGCGACUACGCACAGAGAAUGAGCGUUUACAGACAAAGUUGCGCUUUGCGGAAACUACAGGAUGUAGUCCAAACCCAGUUUCUGUCUCUUCAAUACGUCGACCAUCCGCCUCCGCUGAUCGUUCUCAAAUAUCACCAUCACAGCCGCAUGUUCCGCAGUUUGGAAAUAAGGUGUUAACGCUAAAACAACUAAAGAGUACGAUUGAGGAUAUCUAUGCAUCAAAGAGCAAGUAUGAUAUUAAGUGCUCAGAGAGUCAUCUUCCUCGUGAAACAAUGGAGCAGCACAUGUAUACAUACUUAAACCAACGAUAUGGACUGAAGCAUAUUAUUCUUGAUUGGGCUACUGCCAUCAUUCAAGGGGUAAAAAAAUACAGCCCAGAAGAAAAUGACGUGGCGGUGUUCGGAAAAAUUCUUCGAAAUGAGAUUGAUGAAGAGUUUCGUUUCGUUCAACGUCAAGUUCGUGAAACUGUGCACGAACUUCUUCGCAUCUACAUAAAGGGUAAACGACCCACAAAAAGUGACAUGGAAAUUGAAAAAAUAGUACAGAAAAAAGUUAACAGUACGAUAUUAGAAGAUGAGUGGGUUGAUAUUGUUAAGUACAUGUACAACACAGAGGAUGCGGUGUCUCUCAUAAUGCAGAUUCGUGACCAUUUACGUCAAAUAUCUCAACCCCAUCGCCGUCGUGCUGCGACUCAAAAAAGUCAAGACAUCGCAGGAAAAGAUGAAGUGCGGUUACCUUACAUGGACUUUGUGCAUAUUCUGCUGGAUUUCCAGCUGAAGGGACACGAACGCUUUCUCGCCCGUUUCCUCGCCAUAUUUCGGCAGCACGACCAUGAUCGCAAUGGUAUUGUUAACGCCCAGGAAUUCGCCGCCAUUUUGAAGAGCCUUGACGCUUCCAAAACAGACGAAGAUGUGAACGCUGUAUUGGAGCUUAUUGAUCCUUUUGGUAAUCAGCUCAUCACAUACUCAGAGUGUGUGACUUUUCUAAGCAAUGAAAUUGUUAAAAUGAUGAAGGCAUCUGAGUGA
Molecule: messenger RNA, 2064 nt
Organism: Trypanosoma theileri
Lineage: Eukaryota; Euglenozoa; Kinetoplastea; Trypanosomatida; Trypanosomatidae
Product: putative structural maintenance of chromosome (SMC) family protein
Exons: 1
Coding region: 1-2064 (687 amino acids)
Cellular component (GO): cytoplasm
Molecular function (GO): calcium ion binding
Source: RefSeq, a predicted model, not a curated record